AUGCUGAAAAAUGUUCAAUUCUCCCUAUCAUCAUCCGCACCCUCCCAUCGGAAAUCAAGUAGUAAAUCAAGGGGACUUUUAUUAUCCACAGGAAGUUCUUCAGGAAAUCCCAACAAUAAUUCCUCAUCGAUGAUAAAUCAAUCGCUCACGAUGGACGAUUCUCCAGUGAGUGCUAUAUUUCCUCCCAAUUCCACUUCCGAAAUCUUUCCGGAACCUCCAUCCUUUCAUCCCAAUACCAACAAUUCCUCAUCGUUUUCGAGAAGACGAUCUCAAAGUAUGCUCUCCUCAAAUUCCGUCAAUGGUGGAAGUACGUUUAUAACCGAAUGCGAAAUUGUACAAUCUCCCCCCGUUUCAAAUUCAUUGCAUUCUGGUAAUAGCUCAUCCACACAUAAUUUGGUGGGUGUUGUAGAUAUUAAUCAAAUUUCGUAUAAUAAGCAAAUAUUAUCCAUUGUCGACGUGAAGGAAAUUGUCAAUGUGUUCAAUCGAUAUGUGAAACGAGAUUGUCAAAAAAUGGAAUUGUGGGAUUUGAGGAAAGUCCUUAAAGAAUUGGAUACACCUUUCAAUGAAGAUGAAUUAUUUGAUUAUGUGCAAAAAUUACAGAAUGAUGAGUUUGUCACCAUUCAAGAAUUGGUCAACCUUAUUGAAAAUCAAAAAAAGCAAGAUCGACCAGUGCAUGACAAUGAGACGGUGAGUGCAUUUGUCGCAAUGGGUGGCAAUUUUGAUCGAACUGGAGUGAUUAGUACUGAAAAAUUGAAAGGUGCUGUGAUGGAAUUUGGUUUCACCGUCGAUAUUGAAGGUAUUAUUCGAGAUGUCGACGAUGACGGCAAUGGAACGGUGGAUUUUGAUGAAUUUUGUCAAAUGAUUAACAUGAAAGGAGCGGAGGAAGAAUUGGAUGAAGACGAGGAUGAAGAUAAGGAAGAAGACAUCAUUAUUGAUGAUUCCACACCCCAAUUGACGACACCAAGUCCUCUCAAUGAAGAAAAGGGCGAAGAGGUUUAA
This is a messenger RNA of Naegleria lovaniensis, 999 nucleotides long. RefSeq lists its product as uncharacterized. Gene Ontology annotation, molecular function: calcium ion binding. The transcript has a single exon. The record is from RefSeq and is a predicted model, not a curated record. NCBI's taxonomy places the organism in Eukaryota, Heterolobosea, Eutetramitea, Acrasida, Naegleriidae. Bases 1 to 999 code for a protein of 332 amino acids.